Molecule: messenger RNA, 1320 nt
Organism: Giardia duodenalis
Lineage: Eukaryota; Fornicata; Diplomonadida; Hexamitidae
Product: putative Amino acid transporter system N2
Exons: 1
Coding region: 1-1320 (439 amino acids)
Biological process (GO): amino acid transmembrane transport
Molecular function (GO): amino acid transmembrane transporter activity
Source: RefSeq, a predicted model, not a curated record
AUGUUACCCGGAGGGCCCAGCCAGCCAGAGUCUAGCAAUGAAUCCAUACCACUGGUGGCAUCAGCGGUGCAGGAUGACCAGGAGUCCAAGCCUGUUGUCCACGACGGGUCUGCGACCGUCCUCUCUAGCUCGUUCAAUCUUUCCAACACCAUCAUUGGGUGUGGGAUAAUGACGCUGCCGUUCAACCUCUACAACUGCGGCUGGGUUCUGGGCAUGUUCUGUCUUUUAUUGGUCGGGCUCUCGUCUGGCUAUGCGUUUAAUUUGCUGACCGUGGCCAGUGAGUACACUGGCUUCUUCCAGUAUCGGGACAUAGCGCUCAAACUUUAUGGCCAGAAGUUCUCUCUCUUCAUAGGCAUCAUCGUAAUAAUUUACACGUUCGGGUCAAUAGCAUCCUAUUGCAUAGUGCUGAGAGAUAACAUGUUCUGGUGGUCUGAGCCUACCUCCGAAAACGACUAUAAAAAGAAGAGCCUCCUGUGGGGGAUCAUGACCUUUAUCAUUCUGCCCCUUUGCCUCCUGCCCCGGAUAGACUUUCUCAACUUUACAUCUCUGGUUGCCCUUGCCAGUAUCUUUUAUGUGAUCUGCGUCGUGGCAGGCUUCUAUUUGCUUGUCACGUAUGUUCCCGGUAAAAUACUGUCCAGCGGUCCUCCCCAAGCCCUAAACUUUUCCAUAGACGCUUUCACAGCCUUUCCGCUAUUCACGACCGCGUUCUGCGGCCAUUACAACAGCAUGAAUAUAUACCGCGAGCUUAAGGAUCGUUCUAUUCGCCGCAUGAACAUCACAAUAUUGAUAACCAUGGCUGUUACGAUUCUUUUCAACUCCGCAAUGGCUCUCUUUGGCUACUUUGCGUUUACAGAUACUGUGGCGUCGGACAUCCUCAGAAACGUCUCUCAGCUCUCAGGGGCGUCUGUUUACUUCCAGAUUGCAAACACAGCGAUGAUACUCGUCAUGCUGUUUUCCUAUCCUCUAGUCAGCUUCGGGGUCAACAAGGCCUUCCAAUCCCUCAUAUGGAAGCCCGGGCAGAAGGUUCCUUUCAAGUGGUCCCUUAUGUUUGCCCUUAUAAAUGUCUUUGUGCCCGCCAUUAUCGCUACCUUUGUGUCUGACAUCGACCACAUCCUUUCCUUUACUGCUUCUCUUUGCGGGUCCCCGAUGGUCUACAUUAUCCCUGGCUUCUUUGGAUACACCAUUUCUAAGCGCCAAGGAGGGCCAAAGUACCGUCUAGCGUUAAGUCUCAUCCUGAUCAUCCUCGGGGUGUUUUAUUCUGUUAGUGGUUUUUCGUCUGCGCUUUAUACGAUUGCCAUAAGGCCAGCUCUAGAAAAGUAG